GGGCGGGCGCGGGGGCGGCUAACCGGGCGGGCGAGCGGCGGCGAACGGAGGGGGCGGCGGACCGAGGCGCACGGUCGGACGCGGCGCCAUGCGCGGUCCCCCGGCUUGGCCGCUGCGACUGCUCCUGAGGCGCGGCGCAGCCGCCCGCUCCCCAGAGACCUGGACGCUGUCGACGCACCCGGCGUUUGCGAGGCCUGGGGGCGUGGAGCCCGCGCCGCUCGCGGGUGGCUGGGCCGCGCGAGCCCCGCGGCGGUGGACGGGCGGGGGUCCCGGCGGCCCCGCGGGCGGCGCGGGCCUGGCGCGGCUCCUGGCGCUCUGGUCGCGGCACCCCGGGCUGUCUAGGUGCUGGGCGCUCGCCGGGCCCGUCGCCCCCAGGCUCCCGCGCUCCGCGCUCCCUGGCUGCUCGACCUUGGUCGCGCGGGCCGCGGGAGAGGCUUGGCGGCGCGGGCCGGCCUUGCCUGCGGCCGCGGCGACUCCCGGUCACGACCCGCUGCUGCGGCCCGCGGCGGCCAGGCGCUCGGAGGCGCAGAAGCUCCUGAGCCUGGCGCAGCCCGAGCGCCGGAGGCUGGCAGCUGCAGUUGGGUUUCUGGCAGUGUCCAGUGUCAUCACCAUGUCCGCCCCCUUCUUCCUGGGGAAGAUCAUUGACGUCAUCUACACAAACCCCUCUGCAGACUGCAGCUCCAGCCUGACUCGCCUGUGCCUGGCGCUCGGAGGCGUGUUCCUGUGCGGUGCAGCAGCCAAUGCCGUCCGUGUCUACCUCAUGCAGACGUCAGGUCAGCGCAUUGUGAAUAGGUUGAGGGCUUCACUCUUCUCCUCAGUGCUGAAGCAGGAGGUGGCUUUCUUUGACAAGACACGCACAGGAGAACUGAUCAACCGUCUGUCCGCAGACGCAGCCCUCCUGGGGCGCUCAGUGACGGAGAACCUCUCAGAUGGGCUCAGGGCUGGAGCGCAGGCCUCUGUUGGCAUCGGCAUGAUGUUUUUUGUCUCCCCUAAACUGGCCACUUUUGUUUUGAGCGUGGUGCCUCCAGUAUCCAUCAUCGCUGUGCUUUAUGGCCGAUACCUACGGAAACUGACCAAAGUCACUCAGGACUCCCUGGCACAAGCCACUCAGCUAGCUGAGGAACGUAUUGGAAACAUAAGAACUGUUCGAGCUUUUGGGAAAGAAAUGACUGAAAUAGAGAAAUACACCAGUAAAGUGGACCAUGUGAUGCAGUUAGCAAGGAAAGAGGCAUUUGCUCGGGCUGGCUUCUUUGGAGCAACUGGGCUCUCUGGGAACCUGAUCGUGCUUUCUGUCCUGUACAAAGGAGGGCUGCUGAUGGGCAGUGCCCACAUGACAGUGGGCGAACUGUCCUCCUUCCUCAUGUAUGCUUUCUGGGUUGGAGUAAGCGUUGGAGGUCUCAGCUCCUUCUACUCAGAGCUAAUGAAGGGACUGGGUGCCGGAAGCCGCCUCUGGGAGCUCCUCGAGAGAGAACCUGAGCUUCCUUUCAAUGAGGGGGCUGUUUUGAAUGAGAAAAGCUUCCAGGGAGCUUUGGAGUUCAAGAACGUGCAUUUCGCCUAUCCAGCUCGCCCAGAGGUGCCCAUAUUCCAGGAUUUCAGCCUUUCUAUCCCCUCAGGAUCUGUCACAGCACUGGUUGGCCCAAGUGGUGCUGGCAAAUCCACAGUGAUUUCCCUCCUGCUGAGAUUGUAUGACCCUGCUUCUGGAACAAUCAGCCUUGAUGGCCAUGACAUCCGUCAGCUAAACCCAGUCUGGUUGAGAUCCAAGAUUGGGACAGUGAGUCAGGAGCCAAUUUUGUUUUCUUGCUCAAUUGCGGAGAACAUUGCUUAUGGUGCAGACAACCCCGCCGCAGUGACCGCUGAGCAGAUAGAGCAGGCAGCCGCUGUAGCCAAUGCAGCUGCUUUCAUCCAAAAUUUCCCUCAAGGAUUCAGCACUGUGGUCGGAGAGAAGGGCGUUCUCCUCUCAGGUGGGCAGAAACAGCGAAUUGCAAUUGCCCGUGCUCUGCUUAAGAAUCCCAAAAUUCUUCUCCUAGAUGAAGCAACCAGUGCACUGGAUGCUGAGAAUGAGCACCUCGUACAGCAAGCUCUAGACCGACUGAUGGAAGGAAGGACAGUGUUCAUCAUUGCCCACCGUCUGUCCACGAUUAAGAACGCCAACGUGGUAGCUGUACUUGACCAGGGGAGAAUCAUCGAGUGUGGGAAACAUGAAGAGCUGCUUUUGAAACCAGAUGGGAUGUACAGGAAAUUAAUGAACAAACAGAGUUUUAUUUCAGCAUAAAGAAGCAAUUACUGGUAUGAGAGGUUUCAAAGCAAAGCUGCACUGCAAGGGAAAAAGAAAACUCAGACUGUAUGAAAUCUGUAAAUCAGAGUUCAAGUCAUUUGAAAUCUGCCUAUUUUUUCCAAAGUUUGUAAAAUAGUUUUGAGAUGGAUCUGUUCUGAAGACCUUUUUAUUCAGAAUUUUAAUAAUUAUAACUUUCUAAGUGGUCUAGAGCACUGAAGUUAUUUUCAGGUUUUGUAUUUUCUUUUAUCUUAGAAUAUUUUGAUUAAUAGAGCAUGGCACCUCAUUUUCUUUUAUCUGCUGUCAUAAAUUGAAGCUGUUGUCAUACGACAACUUUUAAAAGGGAAUUACAAAUAAAAAGCCUAAUUAUUUUAGGCCAGUUCACCAA
Molecule: messenger RNA, 2660 nt
Organism: Bubalus bubalis (water buffalo)
Lineage: Eukaryota; Metazoa; Chordata; Mammalia; Artiodactyla; Bovidae
Gene: ABCB10
Product: ATP binding cassette subfamily B member 10
Exons: 13
Coding region: 89-2272 (727 amino acids)
Biological process (GO): transmembrane transport
Cellular component (GO): membrane
Molecular function (GO): ATP hydrolysis activity; ABC-type oligopeptide transporter activity; ATP binding
Source: RefSeq, a predicted model, not a curated record